Molecule: messenger RNA, 3645 nt
Organism: Dromiciops gliroides (monito del monte)
Lineage: Eukaryota; Metazoa; Chordata; Mammalia; Microbiotheria; Microbiotheriidae
Gene: PIGR
Product: polymeric immunoglobulin receptor
Exons: 11
Coding region: 159-2354 (731 amino acids)
Source: RefSeq, a predicted model, not a curated record
CAUGGGUAUCCCUCCCUGUGUGGGGCCAGGAAAAGGUGAGCCUAAGGACCAUUUUGGGGUCACUUACAUCAGGAUGAGUUCAAGUUAUCUGGAAAACUCCCUAGAAGAAUGGAGUGAUGAGGUUCUCAGAUCAGAAGUAAAAUCUCAUAGCAGCUGCAAUGGCUUUCUUCCUUGCCUGUCUGCUUGCUCUUCUCUCUGUGGCUUCUACGAAGAGUCCCAUCUUUGGCCCCAAACAGGUGACCGGUGAGGAAGGCGGGUCUGUCUCCAUCCAGUGCUUCUACCCACCCACCUCAGUUAAUCGGCAUGACCGCAAAUACUUCUGUCUUCAGAAUUUAAGGGGUUCCUGUGAAACCGUGGUCUCCUCAAAUGAUUUCGUCUCAGAGAGAUAUACUGGGAGAGCCAACCUCACCAAUUUCCCAGGAAAUGGUUCCUUUUUAAUACAGAUUUCACAGCUGGUGAAGGAAGACACUGGGCUCUACAAGUGUGGUGUGGGCAUAAGUAGGCGGGGUCUGUCCUUUGACAUCACCUUGAAGGUGGGGCAGGGUCUAAAUCUCCCUAACAACACUGAGGUUGUCAUCACUGAAGUGGGUAAAACAGUAUCCAUCAACUGCCCUUUCCAGACCCAGAAUGCACAGGACAGGAAAUUCUUAUGCAAGAAGGAUGGUGAGAGCUGUGCACUGGUCAUUGAUUCUCAGGAAAAAGUGGGCCCUGACUAUACAGGAAGAGCCCGCUUCAGGAUCAGUGGCACUGGCAGCAAGGUCUUUGUGGUCAUCAUCAGCCAGAUCAAGAGGCGAGAUGUUGGAAGGUAUAUCUGUGGGGUCGGAGAAGACAGUGCCACUGGAAUCCAGAAGAAUGUUGACUUAAAGUUGCUGGAGCCUGAACCUGAACUGGUCUAUGCUGAGCAAAGGGGGUCAGUUACCUUGAACUGUGACCUGGGAAGCACUGUGGCAAGCAUACCUAAGUUUCUGUGCCGGAUGAGGGCAGACAAGACUUGUGACUUGGUCAUCAACAGCAAGGGAUUUACAAAUAAUGCCACUCUUGGAAGGAUCCUGCUUACCCCUAAAACUGAGCCUGGAUCCUUCAGCAUCAUGAUCAUGCAAGUAAGGAAAGAAGAUUCAGGUCUAUAUCACUGUGGUGCCCAGAAAGACGGUCAACCAUCUGAAGAUGGGCCAGUUCAAGCUCUACAGAUCUUUGUCUCUGAAGAGACCACCGUCCCCAAGAGUUCUUUGGUGUUGAAAGGUCCAUCUGGUGGCUCAGUGUCAAUAACCUGCCACUACAAUCCCAAAGAGAACAACACCCUGAAGUACUUGUGCAUCUGGAAGGGAAGCAGCCAGUGCACUAAGCUGGUAGACAAUUUGGGAGUGGUGGCUGAGAACUAUGGGGGAAGAGUGGCCCUGUUUGACCACCCAGAGAAUGGCACCUUCACUGUUAUACUCAACCAGCUGACCUCUGAAGAUGAAGGCUACUACUGGUGUCUCAGCAAUGGGAACCACAACAGGAAAUCUGCUGUGAAGAUUGAUGUCACUGACGGUCAGCCACUUUUUAUAGAACCAAAGACAGUCACAGCCUCGCUGGGGCAGUCUCUCAACAUCUCCUGCCACUUCCCCUGCAAGUUUAAUUCCUAUGAGAAAUACUGGUGCAAAUGGAGCAACCAAGGAUGUGAGACCCUGCCCACCCAGGAGGAGGGCAGCAGCCAGGCCUUUGUGGACUGCAAUCAAAACAGCAAGAUUGUUUCUCUCGCCCUGAAUCCUGUCAAGAGGGCUCAUGAAGGGUGGUAUUGGUGUGGGGUGAAGCAGGGCCAGCAUUACGGACAGACGGCGGCAGUCUAUGUGUCUGUGGAAGAGGCCUCCAGGAAUGCCAUCCGGCCAGUCAAUGCUGUGUUAAAUGAAGAUGCUGUGAAUCCUGAAGUCAGAGGCAAAGUGCCUGAAGUGCCUACAGAUCCGGGGAGCACCGAGGAACACAGUGGAGGCUCCACAGUUCUGGUCUCCACCCUGGUGCCUGUGGCGCUGGUGUUAAUCGUGGGUGCAGUGGCAUUGGGAGUAAUCAGAGCCCGGCGUUGGAGGUUCAGUGAUCGAAUUUCAGUUGGAAGCUAUAGAGCUGACCUCAGUAUGUCAGACCUUGAGAACCCCAGGAAGUCUGGAUCCAAUGACAACAUGGGAGCUUCGAUUCAGGAGACUACUCUAGGAGGGGAAGAUGAAUUCAUCACUCAGACUGAGAAUCCUGAGGAGAUCCAAGAACCUAAGCAAGCCAAAAGGUCUUCCAAGGAAGAGGCAGAUAUGGCCUACACCACUUUCCUGCUGCAGUCCAACAACAUGGCCAAUGAAAUUUCCUUGGAUGGCCCCAGUGAUGCUUAGCCAGAUUCCUCUGUCUGCAUCUGGUCUCCCACCACUGCCCUCCCUCUCUGGCUCAAUCACCUCCAGGAUCACCUAGACCCUAUCAGCAACCCAGCACCCCCUCUGCUCCAUGUGGUCUAUACAUCUGCCUUCUUCACCUUCCCCUGACUUGGUUGACUCCCUGACCAGGGUUUGUGGCUUGGAAAUUGAGCCUAGGCUCAAUUUUCCUUCCUCAACUUUUUUUCCCUCAGAAGGUAGGGGAUUCAACAAUUCAUCAGCUUAAUUUCCAUUGAAUCCCACCCAUGGCAGUGUAGGGAAGGGAGAGAAUUAAGACCUUGAAGGAAUUGUUCUGAUUUUAAAGGUCCAGGAGUGAAAUCAUUUCUCUAGGUCUCUAUUCAGAAAAGAGCAGUGGGAUCUAAGAUCCUCCCAUCACACCAUCAUUCCACACUCAGCUGAUUAAAGGGACUUUUUCCUUCCUCUUGUGGAAAUUUUGAUCAAUUCCCUAGAAGAAAGUUGCUUGUCACAUGUCCAGCCCUCACCCAACUCAUGUUUCUGUUGGGAUUCAGAGAAAUCUUGAAUAUUAGGGCUAGAAAGAACCUUCGGGAUAGUGCAGCCCACCUGCCACAUUUUACAGAAAGGGAAACUGAGCUCCAGUGAGAGGAAAUUUCUUUCCUAAGGGACACAAAGCUGAGCUGGGACUAGAAGCUCCAGUUCUUUGCACUAUCAUUGCUGGAAAGGAGAUGGUAAGGGGAGGGGAGGCAGAUUUGACACUUUAGAAAGAGGGGAGGAAAAAGUGAGAACAGAAGCCUUGGAAAUGCUUAAUGGGCUUUCCAAUAGGAUCCUAUCUCUCCUGGAUGUGGGACUAAGAGAAGGCUAAUCACCCUACAGAUUAAGAAGGUGGGGAAGGGCCAAUGAAUAGGAUGGGAAAGGGGAUGAUUUUCAAUAAAUGGCUUUGGGAUUUUUCUUUGAGCUCUCUAACCCAAGGCUGGAGAAGAAAAUGGCAAACCACUCUAGGAUCUUUGCCAAAAAACAAACCAACCAACCAACCUCCAAAUGGAGUCCCAAAGAGUGGAAAUAACCGAAACAACUGAAUAAUAACAACAACCUAAGGCAGCACCCAUGGGUAGCAACCUGAUGAUUCACUAAUUCAAGUUACUGAUUAAAUAUGAUUGUCAUUGUUCCAACUGCACUUAAGUUGGGUUCCUUCUCAAGAUACUUUGUCAGUCAGUAAAAAAGUGUUUGGGUGAUUAGGUGGCUGAGUGGAUAGAGCGCUGGGGUUGGAAGCAGGAAGACUCAUCUUCCUGAAUUGAAA